GUUCAACUGUGCCGCGUCUGUGCACUUACGUCCUCGUCGACAUGGUAAACGAGUGCAUGUCGUAACAUCCGCUGUAGAUUUUCCAAAACAAACGCGUCUCAUGAUACGUGUGUAUUAUUACCGUAUUAGUUUGCCCUUGUACAUUGUAGAAUUUGAGGUUCGUGUGUGUUAAAUGCCGAACUGAUUCGGGGUGCGCUAUUAAAGGAGACAAUCCAACUGAAAGGAGGCAGGCAUUUCCGGCCCCCGGCCCUCCCCCGCGUCGCUCUCAUCCGGGGUGGGUCGACCACCAGCAACAUCCGCGUCCCCCUCCUGAGAUGGACCGCGAGACGUCGGGCUCAAGUCGGGAGUCGUUUCGCUGCUGAAUUAAGGACGAAGCGAAUGAGGGUGGCCCCGGCGCCUGUGUCCUAGCCGCUCGGUGUGCGGUACUCGCGGCCGCAGAAGCUCCGCAGGCCUCUCGGUCGAGGCGGUGGUGGUGCGUUCAAUGCCCCCCGUUCAUGGCGUGAACCGUGCUUUGGGCGGCGUGUGAUGAUAGGAGACACGAUGACGCUCUUGUCUCUUCUUGGUCGGAUCAUGCGCUAUUUUCUCCUGAGGCCGGAGACGUUGUUCCUGCUGUGCAUCAGCCUGGCGCUGUGGAGCUACUUCUUCCACACGGACGAGGUGAAGACCAUCGUCAAGUCGAGCCGCGACGCCGUGAAGAUGGUGAAGGGCAAAGUGGCCGAGAUGAUGCACAACGACCGGCUGGGAGGCCUCAGCGUGCUGGACGCCGAGUUCUCCAAGACCUGGGAGUUCAAGAGCGACAACGUGGCCGUGUACUCCAUACAAGGCAGAAGGGACCACAUGGAGGACCGCUACGAGGUGCUCACCGACAUCGCCAACAAGAGCCACCCGUCCAUCUUCGGCAUCUUUGACGGGCACGGCGGGGAGGCUGCAGCAGACUUUGUGAAGGCCCACCUGCCUGAAGCCUUGAGGCAGCAGCUGCAGGCGUUGGAGCGAGAAAAGAAGGAGGGCGCUCCGUCGUACGCCGGCAUACUGGAGCAGCGAAUCCUGAGCGUGGACCGAGAGAUGCUGGACAGGCUGUCUGCCAACCACGAUGAAGCGGGUACCACGUGUCUGGUGGCACUGCUGUCAGACAGGGAACUAACAGUGGCCAACGUCGGCGACUCCCGCGGUGUCCUGUGCGACAAAGACGGCAACGCCGUCGCACUGUCCCACGACCAUAAACCGUAUCAGCUCAAGGAGCGCAAGAGGAUCAAGAGGGCAGGAGGCUUCAUCAGUUUUAACGGCUCUUGGAGAGUUCAAGGAAUUCUGGCCAUGUCCCGCUCUCUGGGCGACUACCCGUUAAAGAACCUAAAUGUGGUCAUCCCCGACCCGGACAUCAUGACGUUCGACCUGGACAAACUGCAGCCGGAGUUCAUGAUCCUGGCGUCCGACGGCCUGUGGGACGCCUUCAGCAACGAGGAGGCGGUGCGCUUUGUCCGCGAGCGCCUGGACGAGCCGCACUUUGGUGCCAAAAGCAUCGUCCUCCAGUCCUUCUACCGAGGUUGCCCAGACAACAUCACCGUUAUGGUGGUCAAGUUCAAAAGCAGGGCGGGGGGGAGCAGCAAGGCGGCGGACUAGGGCAAGUGGACUGCAUGGGAUUUUACCCGUCAUGUAAAAUACUACAGGAGGACAGAGACAAGAUAGAGCUUGAGUACUGGCUAAGUGUACAACUAUAUGAAUCAAACACACAAAAUUAAGACAAGGGAGCCUGAAUACUAUUAAUAAUUGCCCAAGAGAAAGUACCAGCAUCUAUUCAAGUAUUACAGUUUACUGUCCAUUACUGAUGCAGCCCCCACAGGAGCUUCUUCAGGAGAGACUACGGUCCGUGCCUAAUUGUAAUGUGUGGAAAAACACCAGCCUUCUUUCUGCAUUCAAAAAAAUAGUUCCCAUUUCCUCAAAUAGUGGCAUCUUUCCCAAUAGACCCUUUGCCAAAGUUAAACAUGGAAUUGAACAAAUAAGUGCUGUGCAUCAAACAGACACCUGCUUUUAUCCCUUCACAUGUUAAAAGUAGGUGGCUGUCCUUUACUAUGCCUAAACACACACCACCUGCAGAGCAGACGGGGAAUCUGUAAAGCUGAAGUUCUUGGAGUGUAAAGAUUAGUCUCUUCAAAUUAACAUGACAUGUUUUUGGAAGCUGUGAUUGAAAAAUGAACAAUAUGAUGUUCACUGACAAGAAGAGAAUGCCUCUCUGGGAAAAGAAAGUGAUGUAUUACAUCCACACUAACAUCAUUCAGUCAAACUAAAAGUGACUCCAAUGAUUGAUGGAGGCCGUGUAAAACAAUCCAUCCAUCCAUCCAUCUUCUAUAGCGCUUGUCCUCAUUAGGGUCACGGGUGAGCUGGAGCCUACCCUAGCUGACUCUAGGUCAGAUGUGGGGUACACCCUGGACUGGUCGCCAGUCAUUCUCAGAUUACAUAUGGACAAACACCAUUUACACUCACAUCUCUGGGGAAUUUAGUCUCCAAUUAACCUAAAAAGCAUGUUUUGGGGAUGUGGAAGGAAAGUAACACGGGGAGAACAUACUGUAGACACUUGUAAGACAGUAUUUUAUAUACUAUACUACUAUAAAGACAUAAUAUCAUGAUAAAACUGGAUUUCUACAAAUAAAGGGAUCCCUUUAAAAUAUGCCUGCUACUCUACAGUUGAGUUAAAAAAAAAACAAAAAAAAAACUCCUCUGGCCACUAUAUGAGGAAAUAAAGUUUGAUUUUAACAUUGCAGAUCUGGAAGAAUUUGUCAGUCCUCCCGAAAUAUGACAGAACCUUAUUCAACUUCAUAAUACAGUGGUGCCUUGAGAUAAGCGUUUAAUUCGUCAUUCGGUCCUCAGAACAGUCGUCCACCGUGCCGCACAAAAAUAAACAUUAUUUACAUAAUUUUAAAUAAAACGUAAACAAUCAGUUUUUGCCACAUUUUGUACUUCAAUUCAAUAGACAUAGUUAUGCUACUUCGGGUAUGCGCACCUUGGCCGCCUGGCAGUAGAGGGCAGACAUACGGAUAUGCAUGGAGACGGUCACUCCUCAGCAGGCCGCAGAAGUCGUUCUUCGCAGAAGAUUUAAAAAAAACGCCUGUGAGUAUUGUUAUAUUAUGUGUCUGUGUGUGUUGCUAUUUAAUGCUACCUUUACAUCAGAAGACUUAGAAAAUAUUUGGAAAGGGUUAGAAAACUAUCAUCUCACAAAGGCUCACAUCUAAAGACAAGAGAUUAGAGAUUUUCGUCUCAGACUGAGAUUUAAGCCCAGCCCCUUUGUUUACAAAGUUUCCUGUUUCCUUUCUUUUUUUAGAGCUCAUCUAUUGGUAUUUGGUUAAACUAAUCAUAUAAAAAGACGUCUGAUGUUGUCAUAAAGCCAAGACUAGGAAAAGACUGAUCUAAAACAGCUGAGUACUACCUUAUACUAAAGGAUCAAGAUGACGGUAGCACGCUGUGACUCCAGUAAAACUCCUCAAAUGUUCUUCUGACUUUCAGUUUUUAGUCUGUGACUGUGAAAUUCGUUAGGUGUAAGCCCAGCCUAAGGGUUAUAACACCUCGACACCAGCGGCAUUCGUUAUCCCGUUAGGUGUAAGCCCAGCAUAAGGGUUAUAACACCUCGACACCAGCGCCAUUCGUUAUCCCAUCUAUGGCGUUUUUCACUGUUUGAACUGUUUGUUAGCAUUAAGCUAAAUGGAGCUAUGUGGUCUUUUUAAAUACAGAACAUGUAUUCUCUUUGUUUGAUUUAUAGUUUGAUAGUAAACUUCAACUGGGGUGGCAAUAAAAGGCUUAAAGCUUUUUUGAAUAAUUGUACACUAUCUCUAAUCACGCGGCACGGUAGUCGACUGGUUAGCACAUCUGCCUCACAGUUCUGAGGACCGGGGUUCAAGUCCCGGCCCCACCUGUGUGGAGUUUGCAUGUUCUCCCCGUGCCUACGGGGGUUUUGUUCGGGUACUCCGGUUUCCUCCCACAUCCCAAAACAUGCGCGGUAGGUUAAUUUAAGACCCUAAAUUGUCCGUAGGUAUGAAUAUGAGUGCGAAUGCUUGCUUGUUUCUAUGUGCCCUGCGAUUGGCUGGCAACCAGUUCAGUGUGUACCCCGCCUCCUGCCCGCAGUUAGCUGGCAUCGGCUCCAGCAUACCCGUGGUCCUAGUGAGGAUAAGCGGUGUAGAUAGUUGGAUAUCGCUCACUCUCUCCCACUCUCUCCCACUAUCUCCCAAACUGCUGCUUAUUGUUAUGCGAGUUGAGUUCACUGCCACCAUUCAGCGUUUGUAUCUCAAAUGUUUGCGUGCAAGUCAAAGCAAAAUAAUAAUAAUAAUAAUAAAUGUUUUAAAUCAUAUGAAUUACAGCCUGUAUCUAAAAAAAAAAACAAGGGUCACUCGCAUCUCAAGGCACCACUGUACACACUUAAAAUGCACUUUUAUUUGCUGACAUAACACUUCUUCAAUGAAGCAAAAUUAUUUGAAUGGAUAGUAUCUGAUGUGGUAUAUUACCGGUCCUUAUGUAUCUCUGAAACUCAAGAACAAAAGUGGCAGCUGCUGUAAGAAUCUGAAUGAUGAGACAUGGUGUUGGACUGCAGUACAGCUGCAGCAGCCGUACAGUGCAAAGUAAGGCGAGAAGCCCCUGAAGCAAUAUAAUGUACGACCAGUGUUGUCAGAAGCGAUACAUUUCAAGCAAAAGCUACAGUUUUCAUUUUAAUGAAUUAUGUGUUCUCGCUGGACUAUGUUCUAGUCGGAUAUUGUAUGACCUGUUGAGCACCACUCCACAAACAAAAGGUAGCAUUACUGCAUGCAUGUUCCAUUGCAUUGUCUUUAUUUUGCUCUAAUGUCAAAGGUGUUUUUUAAAGGUUUUUAUGCCAAAUCCGACCAAAUUCCCUUUAAAAGUGGCUUCUUUGUGAAAGAAGUUGAAGCGUUUAUUUUAAUUUUAAACAUACAGUACCUUAUAUGCCUUAUUUAUUUGUUUUUGGUGUCAAGCAGAUUGCCAAAUCUGUGUACUGUAUAUACAUAUUGUUUUUGUUCUUCUGUUUUACAAUAAAACAUACUCAU
Messenger RNA from Phycodurus eques (leafy seadragon), 5039 nucleotides. It is a transcript of the gene ppm1la, whose product is annotated as protein phosphatase, Mg2+/Mn2+ dependent, 1La. The record is from RefSeq and is a predicted model, not a curated record. Gene Ontology annotation, biological process: protein dephosphorylation. NCBI's taxonomy places the organism in Eukaryota, Metazoa, Chordata, Actinopteri, Syngnathiformes, Syngnathidae. The transcript has 4 exons. Gene Ontology annotation, molecular function: protein serine/threonine phosphatase activity; cation binding. Bases 526 to 1617 code for a protein of 363 amino acids.